AUGAAUCGACACGGAAAUGCCUUUCGAUGUUUCAUGAUUCAAUCACAUUUAUUUCCGAAUCGUGUGAGUGUCAUUCAAUCAUUGCAAAAUAGUUUGAUUGAGGGAAUUCAAUCGAACACUGAGAAAAUUGUGGAUUCCACAAAUACAAGACAAACGACAAUAACGAAGAAAAUGAAUUUAGAAGAAAACAAAGCCAUCAAAGAAUUACAAUUUCGACAAUUGAUGAUUCAUCCUUUAGAUUUUGAAUUGAGAUUGUUUUUUGUGAAGAAAUUAAUUGAUUCCUAUUUGUUGAACACUACUACUAAUAAUAAGAGAAAACAAAGCAAGAUGGCUCACGAUAUUUAUUUAUUUGUUCUCGAUUACUUUGAUAAAAAGUACAUUUCAAAGAUUAUUGAAUUGAAAGUGAAUCAUUCCGUAUUGUCUAUGGAACAAGUACAAGAAUUUAAAAUCAUGAUUGAAUUGUUCCAACAAAACAAGUUAGAGAAAUAUGCCAUUGAAUUGAAUCGACUCGUGCUCAAGCUAUGUCCAACCUCAGAUCCUCAACUCUACCAAAGUCUCUUUGAUUUGUACAUGAAAGGAAAUGAGUAUUUAAAAGCAUUCAAAAUGUACAGCCAUUACAUGUAUCUCACUGGAAAUAACUCGAUCGAAAAUUAUGCAACCUGUGGAGAAUGUUUAGAAAAGGCAGGAUACUAUCAUUUAGCGUUGAUUGCCUUUUGGCAGUGUCAUUCUCAACAACAAGAAGAAUUAAUGUCCUACCAUCACGCACAGCUGCAACAAUCACCAGCAACAGAGGAAGAGAGUCCAAUCAUUGAGGAGAUUAAACAACAUUCAAUGCUAGAUCGAACUAAAAUCGCUGAUAUUCAUGAUGAUCAGUCCCUAAAAUACUUGAGGCACAUUCAAAGUCGACUCAUUCCCAAACUUAACACAAGUUCCAUUGUUUUAACAAAGGAACAGCAGGACCUCGUCUUGCACAUUCAACAACUUGCAGAUAGGAUUGAUUUUAGUGGUAAUCGAUUAUUUAAUAAUAAAUAG
Messenger RNA from Naegleria fowleri, 1032 nucleotides. RefSeq lists its product as uncharacterized. Bases 1 to 1032 code for a protein of 343 amino acids. The transcript has a single exon. The record is from RefSeq and is a predicted model, not a curated record. NCBI's taxonomy places the organism in Eukaryota, Heterolobosea, Eutetramitea, Acrasida, Naegleriidae. Gene Ontology annotation, molecular function: protein binding.